Messenger RNA from Suncus etruscus (white-toothed pygmy shrew), 1810 nucleotides. RefSeq names its product phospholipase A and acyltransferase 1 (gene PLAAT1). Gene Ontology annotation, cellular component: cytoplasm. Gene Ontology annotation, biological process: N-acylphosphatidylethanolamine metabolic process. Lineage: Eukaryota; Metazoa; Chordata; Mammalia; Eulipotyphla; Soricidae. Gene Ontology annotation, molecular function: A2-type glycerophospholipase activity; glycerophospholipid phospholipase A1 activity. The record is from RefSeq and is a predicted model, not a curated record. The coding region runs from base 142 to 651 and encodes 169 amino acids. The transcript has 4 exons.
UGGUCGCUCCGCGUGGUCGGCCGGCGUUGACGUUGACAGCGGAGGCGACCCCGGUGGCGGUGGUCGCGGCCGCCUCGACGCGCCCUCGGCAGGCAGCCGCGAGAUCAGGGCGACCUCCCGGCAAGUCCUGCAUGGCCUGGGAUGGCGUUUAAUGGUUGUUUUAGUCUUAAAUACCCUGGCAACCCCAAACAAGGUGACUUGAUUGAAGUAUUUCGUCAUGGUUAUCAGCACUGGGCUCUAUACUUGGGUGAUGGUUAUGUUAUCAACAUCGCACCAUUAGAGGAUGGCAUUGCUGCAACAUUUACAAGUGCCAAGUCUAUAUUCAGCAGAAAGGCCCUGGUGAAGAUGCAGCUUUUAAAGGAUGUUGUGGGAAAGGACACCUACAGAAUAAACAAUAAAUAUGAUGAUACAUACUCUCCUCUCCCUGUAGAAGAAGUUAUGCAGCGGUCAGAAUUUGUAAUUGGGCAGGAGGUGGAGUAUGAUAUACUUGACAAUAACUGUGAGCAUUUUGUGACAUUGCUUCGCUAUGGAGAAGGCAUCUCGGAGCAGGCCAACAGAGCAAUAAGUACCAUUGGGUUUGCGACAGCUGCUGCUGGUGCCUUCUCAUUUCUGGGCUUGUUUUCAAAAAGACAAAGAACCAAAUACUUUUAACAAUUGACUGAAGAGAUUUUGGAACUGAAGGAAUUUGUGAGGAGCAGUGGAAUAAAACUCAAAAAAGAAAAGCAACACAAGGAUGAAUACUUAUUUUCAUUGUUAUUGUUGCAAAUUCCAAAUCCUGGAUGGCCAGCUAUUUAACAAAUUGCUUACUAAGGUUAUCUCAUCAUUUUGCCAGAAAAACAUUUUUCUAUCUACCUACCUGCAGAGAUUUUCUGGGAUAGCCUGAAGAAGCUGUAGCCUUUUGAGUGAGGCCCAGCAGAUUUUAACAAAAUUCCAACAUGUAUUUUCUUCUACUAUAACUAUUAUUGUCCUUUCAUUGGGCUGUUUAUUUUGUAUUUUCCAAAGGAAUGGAGAUCCAUUUACAUGUGAUUUUAAGGGAAAUGUCAAUUGCUCUAAAUGGUUAGGGUUGGCAUCCGAAUUCACAUUCCUUUUCUAGCCAGAGAAGAAACAGCAAAACUCAACAGCUGGUUAGGCACUUUGAGGAAGUUCAAUUAACAUUCCAAUAGAUGGUGUAUUUCCCUGUCUUUGCUCAUGUAUAGAUACUUCUGUAUAGAAAAGGUGUAAGUCAGAGCAAGGAUCCCUUUCUCUUCACCUUUUACAUUCAGUGAUUUUCCUGGAAAUAAUUUACCAGCCAAGAACAUCUAACUAGAGCUUUGGACUACUAGAUCAGGUGAAGCUUGGGACCCUGACAGAUGGCAGAAUCCAAGGAAGGUUCAAAGGCCCAGAUGGAUGGCAGAAUACAAAUGAGGCUCACAAGCCCAGACAGGCAGGGGAUUCAGGCACAGCAGCAAGGGCCAGUGGCAAGUACUUCACAUAGGAGACUCCCCCAUGCACUCUAUUUCACACAUGUCUGAAGUCUAAGAAAAGCUGAGACUUAAGGGAACUACUGGGUACAUUUCAGGGGAGGUCUAGCAACAAGAUUCAAACUAGGAAAGGAACACUGAAUAAGAAAUAGUAUAAGUACUACAGCAGGCAAUCAGAAACUGGAAGUGAGUAGUCUUCCCAAAUCCCUCAGGAUUGGGCAGCCCUGGAACUGGUUGUAUGAUGGGACAGGAUGAGUGAUGUCCACAGGUAAGAGACUGGCCUGGAUAUUUGGGGAGUAACCCAGACUCAUCUCUUUGGUUUGUAUAAUAAACUCUUAAUUUUCAAAUCU